AUGCAGUCGGUGCUCGUCACAGCUGAGACUUGUGGUUCUGCCGUUGUGGCAGAUGACGUGUCACAGACAGAGGGCUCCCAGUCCCUGCAGCUCCAGCACUCGGACUCCUCAGAGAAGCAGCAGCCCAAGAGGUUACACGUCUCCAACAUCCCCUUCCGCUUCCGGGACCCCGACCUGCGGCAAAUGUUCGGGUCCUUCCUCGGUCCUUUCCUGGUCCUUCCUCGGUCCUUCCUCGGUCCUUUCCUGGUCCUUCCUCGGUCCUUCCUCGGUCCUUCCCUGGUCCUUCCUCGGUCCUUCCUCGGUCCUUCCCUGGUCCUUCCUCGGUCCUUCCUCGGUCCUUUCCUGGUCCUUCCUCGGUCCUUCCUCGGUCCUUCCUCUGUCCUUCCUCGGUCCUUUCCUGGUCCUUCCUCGGUCCUUCCUCGGUCCUUCCUCGGUCCUUCCUCGGUCCUUCCCUGGUCCUUCCUCGGUCCUUCCUCGGUCCUUCCCUGGUCCUUCCUCGGUCCUUCCUCGGUCCUUCCCUGGUCCUUCCUCGGUCCUUCCCCGGUCCCUCCCUGGUCCUUCCCUGGUCCUUCCCUGGUCCUUCCUCAGUCCUUCCUCGGUCCUUCCCGGGUCCUUCCUCGGUCCUUCCUCGGUCCUUCCUCGGUCCUUCCCUGGUCCUUCCUCGGUCCUUCCUCGGUCCUUCCCUGGUCCUUCCUCGGUCCUUCCCCGGUCCUUCCUCGGUCCUUCCUCGGUCCUUCCUCGGUCCUUCCUCGGUCCUUCCUCGGUCCUUCCUCGGUCCUUCCCUGGUCCUUCCUCGGUCCUUCCUCGGUCCUUCCCUGGUCCUUCCUCGGUCCUUCCUCGGUCCUUCCCUGGUCCUUCCCUGGUCCUUCCUCAGUCCUUCCUCAGUCCUUCCUCGGUCCUUCCCUGGUCCUUCCUCGGUCCUUCCCUGGUCCUUCCCUGGUCCUUCCCCGGUCCUUCCUCAGUCCUUCCCUGGUCCUUCCUCGGUCCUUCCUCGGUCCUUCCCUGGUCCUUCCCUGGUCCUUCCUCAGUCCUUCCUCAGUCCUUCCUCGGUCCUUCCCUGGUCCUUCCUCGGUCCUUCCCUGGUCCUUCCCUGGUCCUUCCCCGGUCCUUCCUCAGUCCUUCCUCAGUCCUUCCUCGGUCCUUCCUCAGUCCUUCCCCGGUCCUUCCUCGGUCCUUCCCUGGUCCUUCCUCGGUCCUUCCUCGGUCCUUCCCUGGUCCUUCCUCGGUCCUUCCUCAGUCCUUCCUCGGUCUUUCCCCUGGAGAUCCUCUUGGACUCGGUUUCACUUUCGCAGAGCAUGCUCCUCUCUCUGCGGCUGCUCUCUCACACGUCCUCCGAUCGCUGAGUUCCACUUUGCCUCCGGCGCCUCGCUCAGCACUUUAGCCGUGAGACAAAGUGGCGUGCUGGAACGGGCAGCACACCCAACCACAACCACCCAGCUACAACCUCAACCACCCAGCUACAACCACCCAGCCACAACCUCAACCACCCAGCUACAACCACCCAGCCACAACCACCCAGCCACAACCACCCAGCUACAACCACCCAGCUACAACCUCAACCACCCAGCUACAACCACCCAGCUACAACCACCCAGCUACAACCACCCAGCUACAACCACCCAGCCACAACCAUCCAGCUACAACCACCCAGCUACAACCACCCAGCCACAACCACCCAGCCACAACCACCCAGCCACAACCACCCAGCCACAACCUCAACCACCCAGCUACAACCACCCAGCCACAACCACCCAGCCACAACCAUCCAGCUACAACCACCCAGCUACAACCACCCAGCCACAACCACCCAGCCACAACCACCCAGCUACAACCACCCAGCCACAACCACCCAGCUACAACCUCAACCACCCAGCUACAACCACCCAGCUACAACCUCAACCACCCAGCUACAACCACCCAGCUACAACCACCCAGCUACAACCACCCAGCUACAACCACCCAGCCACAACCAUCCAGCUACAACCACCCAGCUACAACCACCCAGCCACAACCACCCAGCCACAACCACCCAGCCACAACCACCCAGCCACAACCACCCAGCUACAACCACCCAGCUACAACCACCCAGCUACAACCACCCAGCCACAACCACCCAGCCACAACCAUCCAGCUACAACCACCCAGCUACAACCACCCAGCCACAACCACCCAGCUACAACCACCCAGCUACAACCACCCAGCUACAACCACCCAGCUACAACCACCCAGCCACAACCACCCAACCACAGCCGCCCAGCCACAACCACCCAGCCACAACCACCAGCUACAACCACCCAGCCACAGCCGCCCAGCCACAACCACCCAGCCACAACCACCCAGCUACAACCACCCAGCCACAACCACCCAGCCACAACCACCCAGCCACAACCACCCAGCUACAACCACCCAGCUACAACCACCCAGCCACGACCACCCAGCCACAACCACCCAGCCACAACCACCCAGCUACAACCACCCAGCCACAACCACCCAGCCACAACCAUCCAGCCACAACCACCCAGCCACAACCUCAACCACCCAGCUACAACCACCCAGCCACAACCACCCAGCCACAACCAUCCAGCUACAACCACCCAGCCACAACCACCCAGCUACAACCACCCAGCCACAACCACCCAGCCACAACCACCCAGCUACAACCACCCAGCCACAACCACCCAGCUACAACCACCCAGCUACAACCACCCAGCCACAACCACCCAGCUACAACCACCCAGCUACAACCACCCAGCUACAACCACCCAGCCACAACCACCCAGCCACAACCACCCAGCUACAACCACCCAGCCACAACCACCCAGCUACAACCACCCAGCCACAACCACCCAGCCACAACCACCCAGCCACAACCAGCCACCCACAACCACCCAGCUACAACCACCCAGCCACAACCACCCAGCUACAACCACCCAGCUACAACCACCCAGCUACAACCACCCAGCCACAACCACCCAGCUACAACCACCCAGCUACAACCACCCAGCUACCACCACCCAGCCACAACCUCAACCACCCAGCCACAACCACCCAGCCACAACCACCCAGCUACAACCACCCAGCUACAACCACCCAGCCACAACCACCCAGCCACAACCAUCCAGCUACAACCACCCAGCUACAACCACCCAGCUACAACCACCCAGCCACAACCACCCAGCUACAACCACCCAGCUACAACCACCCAGCUACCACCACCCAGCCACAACCUCAACCACCCAGCCACAACCACCCAGCUACAACCACCCAGCUACAACCACCCAGCUACAACCACCCAGCUACAACCACCCAGCCACAACCACCCAGCCACAACCACCCAGCCACAACCACCCAGCUACAACCACCCAGCCACAACCACCCAGCUACAACCACCCAGCUACAACCACCCAGCUACAACCACCCAGCCACAACCACCCAGCCACAACCACCCAGCUACAACCACCCAGCUACAACCACCCAGCUACAACCACCCAGCUACAACCACCCAGCUACAACCACCCAGCUACAACCACCCAGCUACAACCACGCAGCUACAACCACCCAGCUACAACCACCCAGCUACAACCACCCAGCUACAACCACCCAGCUACAACCACCCAGCUACAACCACCCAGCCACAACCACCCAGCUACAACCACCCAGCUACAACCACCCAGCUACAACCACCCAGCCACAACCACGCAGCUACAACCACCCAGCCACAGUCUGUGCCUCACCCCCAUUACUCCCCCCCUCCCCUGGCGGCACCCCCACCCGUCCAUCCUCCCCCCUCCAAUCACCGAGGGCCCGCCAGCACCCGCAGCCCAUUCCCGCCCCGCCGUGUCCAAAUGGAGGCGAUGCGGCCCGCUUGACAGGCAAUUCGGGAAGAUCCUGGAUGUGGAGAUUAUCUUUAACGAACGAGGAUCCAAGGUGAGUCUGGGCGACGCCAGCCUGAGAGUCCAGACUCGGAUCAGAGAUGGUUUCUUCGCACCAACUAAACCCAUCGGUGGUGUUCGAACCAAACCUCUCAGAACCGCCAUCGCUGGUGUUCAAACCAAACCUCUCAUAACCGCCAUCGCUGGUGUUCGAACCAAACCUCUCAGAACCGCCAUCGCUGGUGUUCGAACCAAACCUCUCAGAACCGCCAUCGCUGGUGUUCGAACCAAACCUCUCAGAACCGCCAUCGCUGGUGUUCGAACCAAACCUCUCAGAACCGCCAUCGCUGGUGUUCGAACCAAACCUCUCAGAACCGCCAUCGCUGGUGUUCGAACCAAACCUCUCAGAACCGCCAUCGCUGGUGUUCGAACCAAACCUCUCAGAACCGCCAUCGCUGGUGUUCGAACCAAACCUCUCAGAACCGCCAUCGCUGGUGUUCGAACCAAACCUCUCAGAACCGCCAUCGCUGGUGUUCGAACCAAACCUCUCAGAACCGCCAUCGCUGGUGUUCGAACCAAACCUCUCAGAACCGCCAUCGCUGGUGUUCGAACCAAACCUCUCAGAACCGCCAUCGCUGGUGUUCGAACCAAACCUCUCAGAACCGCCAUCGCUGGUGUUCGAACCAAACCUCUCAGAACCGCCAUCGCUGGUGUUCGAACCAAACCUCUCAGAACCGCCAUCGCUGGUGUUCGAACCAAACCUCUCAGAACCGCCAUCGCUGGUGUUCGAACCAAACCUCUCAGAACCGCCAUCGCUGGUGUUCGAACCAAACCUCUCAGAACCGCCAUCGCUGGUGUUCGAACCAAACCUCUCAGAACCGCCAUCGCUGGUGUUCGAACCAAACCUCUCAGAACCGCCAUCGCUGGUGUUCGAACCAAACCUCUCAGAACCGCCAUCGCUGGUGUUCGAACCAAACCUCUCAGAACCGCCAUCGCUGGUGUUCGAACCAAACCUCUCAGAACCGCCAUCGCUGGUGUUCGAACCAAACCUCUCAGAGCACGGCCCUGA
Knipowitschia caucasica is the source of this 4941-nucleotide messenger RNA. NCBI's taxonomy places the organism in Eukaryota, Metazoa, Chordata, Actinopteri, Gobiiformes, Gobiidae. The record is from the annotation of a GenBank genome assembly.